Kwoniella mangroviensis CBS 8507 is the source of this 1023-nucleotide messenger RNA. RefSeq lists its product as uncharacterized. Lineage: Eukaryota; Fungi; Basidiomycota; Tremellomycetes; Tremellales; Cryptococcaceae. Gene Ontology annotation, molecular function: sequence-specific DNA binding; DNA-binding transcription factor activity, RNA polymerase II-specific; zinc ion binding. Bases 1 to 1023 code for a protein of 340 amino acids. The transcript is spliced from 6 exons. The record is from RefSeq and is a predicted model, not a curated record. Gene Ontology annotation, biological process: positive regulation of transcription by RNA polymerase II.
AUGUCAGACGAGCUACCUCCGUCGCCAACAUCGACUGGCAGAUCCACUUCGGCACUCAGGGCCAGUCCAUCGGUCAUUCCCCGGAUUUCCGCAAGAACCGUCGAUGCAUCCAGCAUAGCUUGUCAAAGGUGUCACAGGCGUAAGAAGAAGUGCGACAGGGCCAAACCGAGUUGUGGAGCAUGCGUCAAAUCGCGUAUGACCUGUACGUACGAUGUGGUAAUAUCGGAUAGAUCGCAUCCCCACUAUGUUCGAGACCUUUUAGCAGAGACAUCGUCUCAGAAAGAACGAAUUGUAGAGCUGGAAAAGCAGGUCGCUGAAUUGACAAGUUUGGCCAGUGGAGUUCAAAAUGAACCUCAACUUGCGAACACCUCCCUGCAUCAAUUCGCAGCACUCAUCAAUAAUGAGCCUUCCACGACUUUCACAGAAAUACCUUUUCAACCUUUUCCCACAGGCUCUAUCGGAAUCGAAGAUGUCAGCUCGGAGCCAACGUUAGCGGAAAGAAUCGUGCUUCAGGUCUUGACCACUGAGCCAGAUAGAAGGGAGGCAAGUCUAUCGUUCAAGGGCACUAUUGGUCAGCAGCUAGGGACCUCCCAAGAUGACGAAGAAUGUGGUGAUGGUAGUAGUACUGGGAACCAAAUUCCAGAUAGAGUCCUUAUAGAGCAGGAUCUACAUACAAUUUACUUCAUGACAUCGCCUCGAGCUCCCUUGAUAUCUGAAUACUCGAAACCCGACAUAAGGAUCUACAGAUUAUUUAUGAUUUUCGCUAUUGGGUGCGAUGUUUUAGAGAAAGGUGGAAUAGCAUUACUCGAUCAUUCAAAGAAACUUCGAGCAUAUGCGUUCCAUCAUCUUCCAGCGGUCCUCAGAGCCGAUUCCCUUUCGUGUAUCGCAGGCCUACUGCUAUAUGCCCAGUACUCCAUCAUGGCCUUCGGAAACACCAGCCCGCAUGCAGUUAUAGGCUUAAUAGCGCGUCUUGCUAUCGAUCUCAACUAUCACCAAGAAGAUUACAGCUUGCCGCCAGCUUAA